Messenger RNA from Lemur catta (Ring-tailed lemur), 1326 nucleotides. It is a transcript of the gene ECHDC1, whose product is annotated as ethylmalonyl-CoA decarboxylase 1. NCBI's taxonomy places the organism in Eukaryota, Metazoa, Chordata, Mammalia, Primates, Lemuridae. Gene Ontology annotation, molecular function: enoyl-CoA hydratase activity. The coding region runs from base 297 to 1202 and encodes 301 amino acids. Gene Ontology annotation, biological process: fatty acid beta-oxidation. The record is from RefSeq and is a predicted model, not a curated record. Gene Ontology annotation, cellular component: cytosol. The transcript is spliced from 6 exons.
GGCUGUGGCGGGAGGGGCUGGGCGUGGGGCUGCGCUGCAAGUGCGGUGCGGGGAGGCAUCCUGGAACGUCGCUGUGGAGUGGGCCCUAGCGCUCCUCCGAGCCAUUCCCCAGCAGCCGCCUCCCUAGAUCCGCGGCUUGUCUCCUGCGAGGCUGCCGCGCAGACCUGCCCUCUGCUGGGCGUGGGGCGCAGUGCCGAGCGCCGCGGGCCGACGGUGCCGCGUGGGCAGCGCCGGGCGGAGGAAAGAACUUUCUGGAAAACGCCGGGAAGCGCCGGCGUUAACAUUUUCACGAGGGAAUGGCAAAAAGUCUUUUGAAGACGUCAUCUCUGUCCGUAAGGACAAAAUUGCUAAAUCAAGUGGGAGUAUCACUAUAUAAUACAUCCCAUGGCUUCCAUGAGGAAAAAGUAAAACAAAAACUUCAGCAGUUUCCUGGUGGAUCCAUCGACCUUCAGAAGCAAGACGAUGGCAUUGGCAUUCUUACUCUGAACAAUCCAAGUAAAAUGAAUGCCUUCUCAGGUGUUAUGAUGCUGCAACUUCUGGAAAAAGUGAUUGAAUUAGAAAAUUGGACAGAGGGGAAAGGCCUCAUUGUCCAAGGGGCAAAAAAUACUUUCUCAUCAGGAUCUGAUCUGAAUGCAGUGAAAGCACUAGGAACCCCAGAGGAUGGAAUUGCCUUAUGUAUGUUCAUGCAGAAUACCUUAACAAGAUUUAUGAGACUUCCUUUAAUAAGUGUUGCACUGGUUCAAGGUUGGGCAUUGGGUGGAGGAGCAGAAUUUACUACAGCAUGUGAUUUCAGGUUAAUGACACCAGAGAGUGAGAUCAGAUUUGUCCAUAAGGAGAGGGGUAUAAUACCAAGCUGGGGUGGCACUACCCGACUGGUUGAAAUAAUUGGCAGUAGACAAGCACUCAAAGUGUUAAGUGGGGCCCUCAAACUGGAUCCAAAAAAAGCUCUAAACAUAGGAUUGAUCGAAGAUGUCUUGCAAUCUUCAGAUGAAACUAAAUCUCUAGAAGAGGCUCAAGAGUGGCUAAAGCAAUUUAUCGAAGGGCCACCAGAAGUAAUUAGAGCUUUGAAAAAAUCUGUUUGUUCAGGCAAAGAGCUAUAUUUAGAGGAUGCAUUACAGAAUGAAAGAGAUCUUUUAGGAACACUUUGGGGUGGACCUAUAAAUUUAGAGGCUAUUGCUAAGAAAGGAAAAUUUAAUAAAUAGUUUUUUAAAAAUGUGGACAAACUAUAAAGCUCCAAUGAUAUGUAGUAAAGUUAAAUGAUAUUAAAUGUGAACAUCAGAAUUACUUUGAAGGCUACUACUAAUAUUCUGAUUUGUUUUUAAUAAU